ACGAGUUUAGACGACAAGACGACGCUGCAACCAACGGUCGAAGUGUGCGGUAAAAAGAAGUUUUAAUUUUUUCUUUGAAAAUUUUCUAAUAAAUUUAACAGAGGAGAAAUUAUUUGUUAAAAUAAAUGUUGUGUUUUUAAGUUUUGUAUGAAACAUAAGUGAAGUGUUAAAAUAUUAAAAAAACGUUUGUAUUCUAGCCAACGAAAACGAACGAAUACACAUUUUUACAGACAAUUUUGUAUAAUAAUUUGCCUGUUUCUUGGAAGAAAACUAAAAGCGGCGCGUCAACUACGUCUAAAUUGCAAUAAAUUUGCAAAAGAAAACGGAGCAUACAGCUAAAUGAAAAGGAAUUUUUCAAACAUUUAAGCUAGAUUUAUUGGUAAAAAUUUCAAACAAAGUUUGAAAUAUUUGGAAAAAAGGAGUUAAAAUCUCCUCAUUGCUAAAAGUUGAAUAUAAAAGGAGCUUAGAAAAAGUCAACACAAUGCAGAAUGGUAGUAAAGCCGGCGGUGGUGGCAUGUCCAUCGAAAAAAUGUACCAGAAAAAGUCUCAAUUGGAACAUAUCCUUUUGAGACCCGAUACCUAUAUUGGUUCUGUGGAGCAUACUAAGGAAUUGAUGUGGGUGUACAAUGAGGAACGCGGUCGUAUGGUACAACGUGAGAUCUCAUUUGUGCCCGGUCUCUACAAGAUAUUCGAUGAAAUUCUAGUAAAUGCGGCCGAUAACAAGCAGCGUGACAGAAGCAUGAAUACCAUCAAAAUUGAUAUAGAGGCUGAGAAGAACUUAAUUUCGGUGUGGAAUAACGGCCAAGGUAUACCAGUAACCAUGCACAAAGAGGAAAAGAUGUAUGUGCCCACUAUGAUUUUCGGCCAUCUCUUGACAUCUUCGAAUUACAAUGAUGAUGAGAAAAAGGUUACUGGCGGUCGUAAUGGUUAUGGUGCCAAAUUAUGUAAUAUUUUCUCCACUUCUUUUACCGUGGAGACGGCCACCAAACAGUACAAAAAGAAUUUCAAACAAACUUGGGCCUCCAACAUGACCAAGACGACUGAACCGAGAAUUAAAGAAUUUUCGGGAACUGAUUUCACCAAAAUUACUUUCAGUCCUGAUUUGGCUAAAUUUAAAAUGGAUCGUUUGGAUGAGGACAUUGUGGCUUUGAUGUGUAGAAGAGCUUUUGAUGUGGCCGCCACCAGUAAGGGUGUUGCGGUGUAUUUGAAUGGCAAAAAGUUGUCGGUUAAAAACUUCAAAGACUACAUUGAUUUGUAUGUAAAGCCGGAUGACAGCGAAGCUGCCCAGCCCAUAAAAAUUGUGUACGAACAAUGUGGAGAACGUUGGGAAAUUGCCUGCUGUCCCUCUGAUCGUGGUUUUCAACAGGUAUCCUUUGUCAAUUCCAUUGCCACCACCAAGGGUGGUCGUCACGUAGAUCAUGUGGUGGAUAAUAUUAUCAAACAGCUGCUGGAAGUUUUAAAAAAGAAAAAUAAAGGUGGUAUUAACAUUAAACCCUUCCAAGUGCGUAAUCAUUUGUGGGUGUUUGUCAAUUGUUUGAUUGAAAAUCCCACCUUUGACUCGCAAACCAAGGAGAACAUGACAUUACAGGCCAAAGGUUUUGGCUCCAAGUGUGCCAUUACGGAAAAAUUCAUUGGUGCGGUAUCGAAAUCGGGUAUAGUAGAGUCGGUGUUGUCUUGGGCUAAAUUCAAGGCAGAAAAUGAUAUUGCCAAGACUGGCGGCAAGAAAUCGACCAAAAUAAAGGGUAUACCCAAAUUGGAAGAUGCCAACGAGGCCGGUACCAAGAACUCUUACAUGUGCACUUUGAUUCUCACCGAGGGAGACUCAGCUAAAUCUUUGGCUGUGUCGGGUCUGGGUGUUAUAGGCCGUAAUUUCUAUGGCGUCUUUCCUUUGCGUGGUAAAUUGUUGAAUGUACGUGAAGCCACCUUUAAGCAGCUGGCUGAAAAUGCCGAAAUCAAUAAUCUGUGCAAAAUCAUAGGUCUGCAGUAUAAAAAGAAAUAUCUUUCGAUGGAUGAUAUUAAGACUUUACGUUAUGGCAAAGUAAUGAUCAUGACAGAUCAGGAUCAGGAUGGUUCUCACAUCAAAGGUCUGCUGAUUAACUUUAUACACACCAACUGGCCAGAAUUGCUGCGUUUGCCCUUCCUAGAGGAGUUCAUUACGCCCAUUGUCAAGGCCACUAAGAAGAAUGAAGAAUUGUCUUUCUACUCGCUGCCCGAAUUUGAGGAAUGGAAGAACGAUACACCCAACAAUAACACCUACAAUAUCAAAUACUACAAAGGUUUGGGUACUUCGACCUCUAAGGAGGCGAAAGAGUAUUUCCAGGACAUGGAAAGACAUCGUAUACUCUUCAAAUAUGAUGGCAACAAAGAUGAUGACAGUAUUGUUAUGGCUUUCUCACGCAAACACAUUGAGUCGCGUAAGGAAUGGCUCACCUCCCACAUGGAUGAAGUAAAGAGACGCAAAACUUUGGGUCUACCCGAACGUUAUCUCUACACCAAGGGCACUAAAGCGGUCAGUUAUGCAGACUUUAUUAAUUUGGAAUUGGUUUUGUUCUCCAAUGCGGAUAAUGUACGUUCCAUACCCUGUUUGGUGGAUGGUUUUAAGCCCGGUCAACGUAAGGUCAUGUUCACUUGCUUCAAACGUAACGACAAACGCGAAGUCAAGGUGGCCCAACUUUCUGGAUCGGUGGCUGAAAUGUCUGCUUACCAUCACGGUGAGGUGUCGCUGCAAAUGACCAUCGUUAAUUUGGCCCAGAAUUAUGUGGGUUCCAAUAACAUAAAUUUGCUAGAGCCUAGAGGUCAGUUCGGUACUCGUUUGACGGGUGGCAAGGAUUGCGCUAGCGCUCGUUAUAUUUUCACUAUUAUGUCGCCACUGGCUCGUCUGAUAUUCCAUCCCCAUGACGAUCCUCUGCUGCAAUAUGAAGUCGAUGAUGGCCAGAAGAUCGAACCUCAAUGGUAUAUGCCCAUUAUACCCAUGAUAUUGGUUAAUGGUGCCGAUGGUAUUGGUACUGGUUGGUCUACCAAGAUCUACAAUCACAAUCCCCGGGAUAUUAUGCGUAACAUUAGACGCAUGAUUGCCAAUGAAGAACCUCAAGUCAUGCACCCCUGGUAUAAGAACUUCCGUGGUCCCAUUGAGUACAUUUCCGAUGGUCGUUACAUCAGUUCGGGCAAUAUACAAAUUAUUCAAGGCAAUAAAAUUGAAAUUUCCGAGUUGCCUAUUGGCACCUGGACCCAGAAUUACAAGGAAAAUGUUUUGGAGCCUCUUUCAACGGGCACGGAUAAGGUAAAGGCCAUCAUUUCCGAUUAUCGUGAAUAUCAUACCGAUACCACGGUACGUUUUGUCAUAACUUUGUCCCCCGGAGAAUUUGAGCGUAUAGAGCAAGAGGAUGGUGGCUUCCAUCGUAUUUUCAAAUUGACCUCAUCCUUGUCCACAAAUCAAAUGCACUGUUUCGAUGAAUUGAAUUGUUUAAGGCGUUAUCCCACUUCUUUGGACGUUAUAAGGGCAUUUUAUCCACUACGUUUGGAAUACUAUGAAAAGCGUAAGGAGUAUUUGGUGGGCCAAUUGACGGCCCAAGCAGAUCGUCUUACGGAUCAGGCACGUUUCAUUUUGGAAAAAUGCGAACGUACUUUGGUGGUGGAAAACAAGAAACGCAAAGCCAUGAUAGACGAGCUCAUCAAGCGUGGAUAUCGCCCCGAUCCCGUUAAAGAAUGGCAACAGCGCAUUAACCAACAAGAGGAAGAAGUAGAUGAUGAUGAGGAGGAAGAAGAGGAGGAGGGUGCUUCUACUUCGGUUGUUAAGAAGGAGAAGAAGACGGCUGUAGAUCCCGAGAAAGCAUUCCAGAAACUCACCGAUGUCAAAAAGUUCGAUUAUCUCUUGGGCAUGUCCAUGUGGAUGUUGACGGAGGAGCGUAAAAACGAAUUGUUGAAACAACGCGAUCAAAAGUUGGCUGAAUUGGCAGCUUUGAAGGCAAAAACCGUACAAAUGUUGUGGCUGGAUGAUUUAGAUGAGUUGGAAAAGAAGCUCAAUGAGGUGGAAGAGAAAGAGCGACUCGAUGAGUUGGGCAUCAAUAAGAAGCAAGCCAAGGCAUUGGCCAAAAACAAAGCUACUGCUAAUGUGGUCUUGAAGAAGCGUGGCAACAAAGAGGGCAACACUGAUGUAUUCCCAGAUCCUCGCGGCGUUAAAGUCGAAUUCAAAGUUACCGAGGAAAUUAUGAAAAAGGUUUCGGCCGCAGUGGCAGCCACUACAAAAGUUAAAAAGGAGAAGGUGGACAAGAAGGCCGUCAAGGAGGGUGCUGCCAAGGAAGGGGCAGAUGAGGAUGAUUUUGAUGCUUUGGUGGAGGGUGGCGCAAAGGGACCCAAGUCAUCACCCAAAGUUAAAAAAGAACCAGGAGUUAAAAGGGGACCCAAAAAGAAGGAGGCCACCGACGGUCUCAAACAAACAAAAUUGGGCUUCAAGUCUAAAGGACGUAAAAAGAAGGGCGGUAGUUCUGAUGAAGAUGAGGCUAUGCUAUCAGGUAGCGAUGUCGAUAUACCUGUCAGUGUUGCUCCACGUGCCGAUCGUCCGGGACGUCGCCAGGCCACUAAAAAGAUUAAUUAUUCGGGUCUUUUAGAUUCAGAGGAGGAAAAGAGUAGCGAUGGUGAAUUGGUAUUCAAGGACAAUGAUGCCGUAAAAGCACCCACACAUACGACCACCACAAUAUCUGAUAAUGAUGAAUCCGAUUGUGUGGUGCAAAGUGAUGAAGAAGAGUCAUCACCUCUUAAAAAGAAACCUGUCACCACAAAGAGACCGCGUAAAAACAAAUCAUCUAGUGAUAGUGAGGAAGACAAAAAGAAAAAGAAGAAGCGUGUAAUAAUUGAUAGUGAAGAUGAAGAUGAUGACUCUGAUUUUGAGGCUUAAACAUAAAAUAAUAAUUUAAUUUUUAAAAAAUUUAUAUAUUUUAAUAAGGGAAUAAUAAUACUAAUUUGUAUUCAACUUUAAAACACAUUCUGGUCUGUGUCCCCUCAUCCUGUCUCACUCCGUUAUAUCUUUACAUAAAAUCCUUACGAAAUCAUUGAUUCUCUUAACACUCUCAAAAUGUGUUUCAAUUUGUUUUUAAUGUAACCGUAACAAUUACAAUUAUUUUUUAAUUAUAAUAAUUUUUAAUUUUUAAUGAAGAAAUAUGUUUAAUUUUUUAAAACUUUUAAAAAGCUCUUACUAUGUUUGUAUUAAUUAAACAAUUGUUCUUUUUUUCAUUUUAAAUAUAAUUAUUUUAUUUAUUCAUUCAUUAUUAAUUAAACAAUAAUCUAAAAGAAAGCUUAAAUAAUUUGCCUAAAAAAACAAGCAUUUUAUUUCGCAAUGAAACCUUUAAAAUAUACAACAUUUUUAUAUAUAUUUUUUUUCUUUUAAAACCCCUUAUUAAUGUUUAAAUUAUUAAACAAAAUUUACCAAAAUUUCAAAUUGUUCAUUUAUUUUGUGUAUGACCCCUUUAGUUUUUGUAAAUACAUUAUUUUAAUAUGAUUUUCUUACAUUUUUAUUUGAAAAGAAAUAAAUUUUACAUACACCAAAUGUUUUAAAGAAAAAAUAUAACGUAUUUCUUUUUUCCAAACUUUUUUUUUUAUAAAUUUGUCUUAUAUUAAAACAUUUUCUUAAAAAAAAAAUAUUUAAAUAAGGUCUUGAUUUUUAAAAAUUUAAUCAUAAUAGACAAGCAAAAUAUAAACAAACUCGAAAGAACACAUUAAACGUAUGUAUUACAAAUAACAAAAAAAAUCUCUCAUUUCUAAUUAUAAAAUAAAACCAAGAAAAAUACAAUUUUAAAUAAAAAAGAAACAA
Messenger RNA from Calliphora vicina (urban bluebottle blowfly), 5806 nucleotides. RefSeq names its product topoisomerase 2 (gene Top2). NCBI's taxonomy places the organism in Eukaryota, Metazoa, Arthropoda, Insecta, Diptera, Calliphoridae. Gene Ontology annotation, molecular function: DNA topoisomerase type II (double strand cut, ATP-hydrolyzing) activity; DNA binding; ATP binding. Gene Ontology annotation, biological process: resolution of meiotic recombination intermediates; sister chromatid segregation; DNA topological change. Bases 482 to 4894 code for a protein of 1470 amino acids. The transcript is spliced from 5 exons. The record is from RefSeq and is a predicted model, not a curated record. Gene Ontology annotation, cellular component: nucleus.